GAUGGAGGCGACACGGCCGCCGCCGCAUCGAUCCCCAAUCCCUAACCCAACCAACCCCUCCACUUUCCACGGCGAGCCAGUAGAUCCACCGAUGGCCGGCACCAAGCGUGGUGGGCGGAAGGGGCGGAAGGCGGCGGCUGGCGACGACAAGCAUUCUCCCCCCAAAAGGAAGGCGGCCAGCUCCGGCGACAAGGCCGGGGCGUGCGAGGCGUCCCUGCCGACUCUCGACGUCGCGAUGCUGCGGAAGAGGCUCUUGGAGGACCUGCAAGCCUUCCCCGAGGCGGCGGUGUUGGAGGAACAUCAGCUCAAGGAGGCGGUCGACAGGCUCAUCAAGGAGUCCAAGCCCGAGACCGCGACCCCGACCGCCAAAGGCAUGGUUCGCUUCGGCGACGAUUAGAUCAGCAUGGCCUUCAUCCACGGCAACUGGUUGGGGUUCCCCACCACAGAGGACUUCCCACCCACCGGGGUGGUCUCGCUAGGGUGGCUCGAUGAGCGGAGGCGGCAGCUAGACCUUGAGGUGCAGCCGGAGAAGAGGGAGGAACCCGACAACAUGCGACUCCUGCUCGCCAAGAUCCGCGUCGACUUGCUCACCAAGGGCUACGUCGAGCUCCCCGAGCUGUACCUUGACUACACGCCCCCGAAAGUCGUUGCCCGCAGCCCGCCCAAGCACAUCCCAACAGCAGUGGCGAGUGGAUAAAGCAGCUAUGCAAAGGAUGCUCUUUGUGGUGGUGGAUUCAUCCUGUCCUGCACCUCGUAUCUGUCAGUAUCUAUCUAUGUGUGGUGAUGUAAGUCAUGCAAGUUACUAUAAUUACUUAAGUUAUCUAUAUCUAUCCAAGUUGCUGGUACUGUAAUAUGUAGAAGUGAGAAGUUAUCUAAGUUGUUAUUGGUCCUGUUACAAUGUGCUUGUAUUGAGCCAUGUAUUCAAGUUUACUAACUCUAUAUGUGCUUCACUGCACCUAUGCUAUGCUAUUUGCUCUAUGGA
Molecule: messenger RNA, 982 nt
Organism: Triticum aestivum (bread wheat)
Lineage: Eukaryota; Viridiplantae; Streptophyta; Magnoliopsida; Poales; Poaceae
Exons: 1
Coding region: 2-397 (131 amino acids)
Source: RefSeq, a predicted model, not a curated record